This is a messenger RNA of Suillus clintonianus, 2055 nucleotides long. Its product is annotated as prokaryotic type I DNA topoisomerase. The record is from RefSeq and is a predicted model, not a curated record. Gene Ontology annotation, molecular function: DNA topoisomerase type I (single strand cut, ATP-independent) activity; DNA binding. Gene Ontology annotation, biological process: DNA topological change. NCBI's taxonomy places the organism in Eukaryota, Fungi, Basidiomycota, Agaricomycetes, Boletales, Suillaceae. Bases 146 to 2002 code for a protein of 618 amino acids. Gene Ontology annotation, cellular component: nucleus. The transcript has 9 exons.
AGUGCUCAGGGUGCAACUCUGUUUCUCAAGAGGGAGUCUGCCAAUCAAACCUGGAUUCAUCCCAUUCUGUUACAAGCUUUCAACAAAUUAAGAGCCAGGCUUUUCCGCACUCUUCCGACACACAGAAUCGUUCUUCACCUGCAGCAUGCGAGUUCUUUGUGUAGCAGAGAAGCCUUCCAUAGCUCGUUCAAUCAGCUCAAUUCUCUCUGGUGGUCAUCUGGAAACACGUCCAACGUCCAAUAGAUUCAUCAAGAACUUUGAUUUCGAUUACCCACAGACCAACUCACAAUUUACAGUGACCUCCGUCUCUGGUCAUUUACUAGCCCAUGACUUUCCCGAGGAGUAUAGGCAGUGGAACUCUUGUGACCCCAUUACACUGUUCGAUGCGCCCAUUCACACUGCUGUACCUGCAGACAGCAAGAGUAUCGAACGCAAUCUCUUGACUGAAGCGCGUAGAGCAGAUACCCUUAUGAUUUGGACAGAUUGUGAUCGCGAAGGAGAGAACAUUGGGAGCGAGAUUGUCAAGGUAUGCAGGAAAUCACGGCCACAAAUCGUUGUGAAAAGGGCUAGGUUUAGCGCCAUCAUUCCUCAACAAAUUCAUCGUGCUGCUCAGCACCCCGUCGAUCUCGACAUGGCUCAGGCCCACGCUGUCGAGGCGCGCAUCUUCCUUGACCUAAGAAUAGGUGCUGCAUUCACGCGUAUGCAAACUCUUACACUGCAGACACGGCUCGCCCAGUUUCGUGAAAAGAGAGAAGUCGUUUCAUAUGGUCCUUGUCAAUUUCCGACGCUCGGGUUUGUCGUCCAAAGAUAUAAUCAAGUCAAGUCCUUCGUUCCUGAAGACUUCUGGUACAUACACUUUUCUGUGGAUCGUGAUGACAUGAAGGUCGACUUCAACUGGAAAAGGGGACACUUAUUCGAAAAUGAUGUGGUUGCUGAGAUACACGAGGAGGUUUUGCAGAGUCCCACUGCUAGAGUGGUGAAGGUGACACAGAAAGAUGUCAAGAAAUACAAACCACUCCCACUAACAACCGUAGAGCUGCAGAAGGCUGGAUCUAGAUUGUUGAGGCUAGCUCCCAAGAAGGUCCUCGAUAUUGCGGAGAAGCUUUACCAACAAGGCUUUUUAUCAUAUCCACGCACAGAAACAGAUCAAUACGAUCCUCAGUUCAAUUUCAUGACACUCAUCGAAAAGCAAACUGCCGAUCCUGCUUGGGGAGGAUUCGCCACUGGUCUGCAUGGAGGCAAUUUCAAUGCUCCCAGGCGGGGCAAAAACAACGACAAGGCUCAUCCGCCCAUCCACCCCACCGCUCAUGCGGGGAAUCUUGCUGGCGAUGAGAAGAAGGUAUACGAGUUCAUCACCCGCCGCUUUCUUGCAAGUUGUAGCACAGAUGCGGAAGGCAAAGAAACAAUUGUGCAAGUAGAUUAUGGUGGUGAAGAGUUUAACGCAACCGGAUUGAUCGUCCUUCGGAGAAAUUAUCUUGAAGUAUACCCAUAUGACAAGUGGUCGGCAAAAGAGAUACCGAACUUCGAGGAAGGCGAGCAGUUCGUACCUACGACAUGCGAAGUCAAAGAUGGUCAAACUUCCUCACCGUCACUCCUCACCGAGGCGGACUUGGUUACCCUCAUGGACAAGAACGGUAUUGGCACUGAUGCUACGAUUGCUCAACACAUCCAGACGAUUGUCGACCGCGAGUAUGUCAUCGAACGGAUGGAUGGUGCAACAAAGCAUCUCAUGCCCUCGACACUUGGUAUUGGGCUUAUAGAAGGGUACAAUGAAAUUGGGUUUGAGAGAAGUUUAUCAAAGCCGCAGCUUAGGCGCGAAACCGAACGCGGCAUGGUCCGAAUUUGCGAAGGCACGAAGUCCAAAGCAGAUAUGCUCACCGAGAGCAUCGAACAAUACAGGGAGAUGUAUGUUCUCGCAAAGAGAGAGUUCGACAAGGUUGUCUCUGUAGGUGGUCUUCGAACGCACGGGUGUCGUCACAUUCACAUUGCACGACGACGUUAGAGUGUGCGCAGGUACAUUGAACGCAAUGCAGGUGCAAACAAUGGUGGUGGUGG